AUGGUCUUACCUUUUAUCUUAAUCUUAACCAAAUCGACAAUGGAUAAAAUGAAUGAGUAUGGUAAAAGUUCUAGUACUUCUACUUCUACCGGCCCUACUAACGAAGAGUUAAUCAAAGCAGAAAAAUUGAGAAGGAGACAAGAGAAGAUUGCACAAUGGAAAUUGAAAAAGGAACAAGAAGAGAAAAAAAAUCAAAAUCCUGAGACCAAAACUCCUUCACCGACUAUAGAAGAGAAAAAUGAAGAUAAUGUUAAGUUAUUGAGACAGAAGAAGAUCGAGGAAUGGAAGAAAAGAAAGCAACUUGAAGGGAAAAUAGAGAAGGAACAAGUCCCUGUAAAGGCUGGAAUCAAAAUCAAGGCGUUCAUAUCUAAAAAGAACUCACCUGUAGGUAUCAAAAAACAGAGCAAACGGCCAAGUAUAUUCGGAGACGACGAUGAGGGUCCAACUCGUAAGAAAGUUAUGAAAUUUGGAUUGCUUGACCAAGAAAUAAAGUCCGAAGCGGAACAAAACACCAAAAAAAUUGGGGAUGAUAAAGAGGAAGAUGCAUUGGAUAUAUAUUUAAAGGAACUUGAAGAGAGAGAACUGCAAGAGAAUCUGUUUGCUAUCCCCACAAUUUCGAAACUCGAUGAAGGAUCCGAUCCUGAAGGAGGUGACGACGAGGCUGAUGUGGAUAAAGAUGAUGUAAACCAACUUAUAUCUUCACGCAUGGAGAAACUUCAACAGCGAGAAAAAAUUUUGGCAACUAUAGAUCAUGAUAAAAUUUCAUACAAACCAUUCCGUAAACAAUUUUAUAAGGAAUCUUCCGAGUUAUCGAAUCUUUCUCCUGAAGAAGUUGAUACAAUUCGACUCUUGUUGGACGGUAUCAAAGUGCGUGGGGUAGACUGCCCCAAACCGAUCCAAAAAUGGUCUCAAUUGGGUCUUCCGACGUCAAUCAUGGAAGUCAUUUCAGAUAAAUUACAGUAUGAAGAGCCAUCCACUAUCCAAUGUCAAGCUUUACCUGCAAUUAUGUCCGGUAGAGAUGUCAUUGGGGUGGCAAAGACAGGCUCCGGUAAAACGUUGUCGUUUGUCUUACCGAUGAUUAGACACAUUCAAGGACAGCUUCCAGAAGAUCGGGAGAAUGAUAACCCGAAUGAUGGAACACUGAAUGGUCCUGUCGGGCUUAUUAUGACGCCAACGAGAGAACUUUCCUUACAGAUUUACAAGGAAAUCACCAAUUUUUCUAAAAAAUUAAACCUUCGAGUUAGUUGUUGCUAUGGAGGUUCUCCAAUUCAAUCACAAAUUGCUGACUUGAAAAGAGGUGUUGAUAUUGUCGUAGGAACACCGGGUAGAAUUAUUGAUUUGUUGGCUGCAAAUGGUGGACGAGUCACAAAUUUGAGUAGGGUGACAUAUUUGGUCUUAGAUGAAGCAGAUCGAAUGUUUGAUAUGGGAUUUGAGCCACAAGUCAUGAAAGUGUUUGGCCAGGUUAGACCUGAUCGUCAAACAGUUCUUUUUUCUGCGACAUUUCCGCGUAAGAUGGAGCUUCUAGCAAAGCGUUUAUUGGAUAGUCCAGUGGAAGUCAUUGUUGGCGGAAGAAGUGUAGUUGCCCCAGAAAUUACUCAAAAGGUUGAAUUAUUUGAAGAAAGCGAAGAGGAAGAAUUCACAGGUAAGCUUCAACGACUCCUUGCAAUUCUCCAGAAAUACACUGCUGACGAAUCUGCUUCAAAAAUACUCAUUUUUGUAGAGAAACAAACAUCUGCUGAUGAUCUAUUGGUUAAGUUACUCAAGAAUGGAUUCCCAUGUCUAGCAAUCCAUGGUGGAAAAGAUCAAAUGGACAGAAAGCAUUCGAUCAAGGAAUUUGCAUUUGGUGCAGUAAACAUCUUAAUUGCCACUUCAAUUGCAGCACGAGGCUUGGAUGUAAAAGGGUUGAACUUGGUGAUCAAUUACGACUCCCCAAGCCAUAUGGAAGACUACGUCCAUCGUGUUGGGCGAACUGGGCGUGCUGGGAUGCAUGGUACCGCAAUCACAUUUAUAUUUGCAAACCAAGAACGCCCAAUCGCCGAUUUAGUUAAGGCCAUGAGACUUAGUCAAAUUCCAGAUACAGAAAUACCUUCUCGAUUAAUUGAGAUAAGUAAUAAAUUUAUGGAAAAGGUAAAAUCAGGAAAGGAAAAGUUUUCUUUUGGAUUUGGAGGUCAUGGAUUAGAUAAAUUACAAGAAGUGCGGGAUUCCAAGCAAAAUCUUGAGAGAAAAUCUUACGGAGAAGAAGGUACAAAGAAAUCCACCCCACCUGUUGCGUUUGCAACAAUGGGGACAGGAAGUGCAACCGGUGACCUGGGAAAUUCUAUCGAUUUCCCUGAUUUUGAAAUUAUUGAAGGUAGAGCACCUGAAACGGCUGGCCCGGAUAAAGGAAAAUUCCAUGCCAGAAUUGCUGUCAAUGACCUUCCACAAUCUGCUAGAUGGAUUCUUGUUAGCAGAGAGAAUAUUUCGAAAGUUAUUGAGAGUACAGGAACCUCUAUUACUAACAAGGGUCAAUAUUAUCCACCUAAUACAAAACUUCCAAAACCUACGAUGAAAAAUGGGAAAGAAGUUUUGCCACCUCCAAAGUUGUACUUGCUAGUUGAAGGACUCACAGAAGCUGCAGUUCAAAAUGCUAUUCUACUUCUCCGUCAAAAAAUGGUCGACGGACUUGAAGUUGCUGUGAAAGAAGAUGGUAAAUCGGGUCCAUCUGCAAGAUAUACUGUAUAA
Messenger RNA from [Candida] anglica, 2721 nucleotides. Lineage: Eukaryota; Fungi; Ascomycota; Pichiomycetes; Serinales; Debaryomycetaceae. The record is from the annotation of a GenBank genome assembly.